AUGGCAUUCUUCGCACGACUUGGUGUGAAGGAUUUGGGAUCUUAUGCGCUGGUGCAGAGGUAUGAUCCCGUCUGGGCCGCGAAGAACUUGCGUAAUUCCUGUCGAGUGAAGGUGGUGCCGCAGAUUCAUGUCCCGAUCGUGUUCAUCCUCCACGUCUUCAUCAGCUUGGUCGAUGCGCUAGCUUACAUCCAUCAUGGACUUCACCGAGUCAACAGUGAGCAAGAGGACGAGUUGCAUGAAGUUGAUCCGAAUCAUAUCCCCAUCAUCCACGGCGACAUCAAACCCCAGAACAUCCUCCUCCGCUGGCCGGAGGGAAAACCAUAUUGCGGGCUCCUUAUUGUACUCGCGGAUUCCGGCUGUGCGGAGGUGGCGAGUCAGAGUAAGGGGGUUUGUGGGACGGAGGGGUAUGAUAGUCCGGAAGUUGCGGCCUUCCUACAGCUGAGGAAGAAUGAUCGUGCCAGAUAUGAGCGGGUGAAGGAUUCGCCAGUUAUGAGCACGAAGUCGGAUAUUUAUCAGUUGGAUCUUGUGAUGUAUAUCUUGGCCACGUAUGCGCUGUGGUCGAUUGGGGAGGCGAGGGAGAGGGUUAGGCUGCCGCCAGGUUACGAUGAGUUUGCGCAGGUCAAGAAGGAGUUGGAGGAGGCGAUGAAUUGCUGUUCGGAGGUCCAGCCAGGAAGGCGGCCGGAAGCGAGGGUUCUUCUGGUCAAGGCGAAAGUAUUGAAGCUGAGGCGAGAUCGGCUUGUCGAGAGAUAUGGAUUUAUGACAAAGUGA
Recurvomyces mirabilis is the source of this 768-nucleotide messenger RNA. RefSeq lists its product as uncharacterized. Gene Ontology annotation, molecular function: ATP binding; protein serine/threonine kinase activity. The transcript is spliced from 2 exons. Bases 1 to 768 code for a protein of 255 amino acids. Lineage: Eukaryota; Fungi; Ascomycota; Dothideomycetes; Mycosphaerellales; Teratosphaeriaceae. Gene Ontology annotation, biological process: protein phosphorylation. The record is from RefSeq and is a predicted model, not a curated record.